Messenger RNA from Rhizoctonia solani, 450 nucleotides. RefSeq names its product 40S ribosomal protein S10. The record is from RefSeq and is a predicted model, not a curated record. Lineage: Eukaryota; Fungi; Basidiomycota; Agaricomycetes; Cantharellales; Ceratobasidiaceae. The coding region runs from base 1 to 450 and encodes 149 amino acids. Gene Ontology annotation, molecular function: structural constituent of ribosome; RNA binding. The transcript is spliced from 3 exons. Gene Ontology annotation, cellular component: cytosolic small ribosomal subunit.
AUGAUCAUCUCCAAGCAGAACAGGCGCACCAUCUACGAGAACCUCUUCAAAGGCAAGUACUGCCCACCUGCUCCCAUGCUUGAACACGAGGACCUCGACGUCCCUAACCUUGAGGUCAUCAAAGCCAUGCAGAGCUUGACCAGCAAGGGGUUCGUCAAGACUCAAUUCUCAUGGCAAUACUACUAUUACACCCUGACCAACGAGGGCCUGGACUACUUGCGCGAAUGGCUUCACUUGCCCGCUGAGAUCGUCCCUGAGACCCACCGCAAGCCAGCGCGCCAGCCCAAGCCCGCUGCCGUCCGUCCCGGAGGAGAAGGUGCUUACCGCCCACCCCGUGGAGACAGGGACGACUACCGUCGCCGCGACGACGGUGCAAAGAAGGAGGAAGGUGCUGGAGCGGAUUUCAGGCCUCGUUUCUCUGGCGUUGGACGGGGUGCUCCCACCCAGUAG